Molecule: messenger RNA, 646 nt
Organism: Cyprinodon variegatus (sheepshead minnow)
Lineage: Eukaryota; Metazoa; Chordata; Actinopteri; Cyprinodontiformes; Cyprinodontidae
Gene: ndufb10
Product: NADH:ubiquinone oxidoreductase subunit B10
Exons: 4
Coding region: 79-594 (171 amino acids)
Source: RefSeq, a predicted model, not a curated record
UGCGCAUGCGCACCUCAAGGAGUUCUGUCGAGGUCGAAUUGUGGACUCUGUUUGAUUUUAGGCAAAACAAGCCACAAAAUGCCCAGAGACUAUGAUAAAGAAGCAUACCCGGAGCCUCCCCGGCAGACUCCAGUGGUCGACAAGCAGACGGCGCUGCCUAACCCGGCUCUAUUCCUGUCUAAAGUCUUCUAUUACACCGUGGACCUGCCUGUCACCACAUUCAGAGAUACUGUUGACAGCAUUCGGUCCAAAAACAAGCUGGUUUAUUAUCACCAGAAGUUCCGCCGCGUCCCCGACCUGACAGAAUGCCAGGAGGGAGAUUAUCCCUGCUACUAUGAGGCGGAGAUGCAGUGGAGGAGAGACUAUAAGGUGGAUCAGGAGAUAGUGAAGGUGAUCCAGGAACGCCUGAGGGCCUGUCAGCAGAGAGAAGGGCACAGCUACCAGCAGAACUGCGCUAAAGAAAUCCAGCAGUUCAAUGAGGUGACCAAGAACUACCAGUCACGCUAUGGUGACCUGGGAGCAUAUGCUAGUGCAAGGAAGUGUCUAAUGAAGCAAAAAGAGCGAAUGAUGGCAGCUCAGGCCCAAAGUGCUUAAACAGUCCCAUCUCUGCCAAGUGUAUUAUUGUAAAAUAAAGUUUAUGUGAUUA